AUGAUAUCAAUGGUCGGUGAUGAUGGUGAAUGGAAAGAAAUGAUAAACAACGAAAAAAAUCGUAUGACAUUCAUUGAUUCACUGCUGAACUUAUCAGUACAAGAGACCUUGGAUGGUUUAGACUUUGACUGGGAAUAUCCUUGUUAUGAAUAUAAAUCUUAUUACACGCAAUUUAUCUCCGAGUUGAAAGCAAAUAUUAAGAAAAAUCCCGAUAUUCGACCUAGUUUUCUAUUGACAACGGCUGUUGGUGCUGGAAAAGGGACAAUUGACGAUUGUUAUGAAAUAACUGCACUUGGUCGAUUACUUGAUUUCAUACAUUUGAUGACAUACGAUUAUCACUCUAUUUAUGACAUAGUAACAGGUUAUAGCUCACCUGUCUAUCCAAAAAGUGUAGAACAAGGGGCUGCACGACAGUAUAAUACACAGUGGAGUGCCAAUUAUCUAGUUCAACAAGGUGUGCCAAAGGAAAAAAUAUUAAUUGGUCUUGAAGGACUUGGACAUACAUUUCAAUUGAAAGACCCGUUGGUUAGUGAUUUCCAAGCUCCAGUAUUAGGCGUUGGAUAUGGAAGUGGUUGGAUAACAUUCAUUGAUUACUGUUUGUUGACUCGGACAGCUGGAUCACAUUGGGAUGAUGAAGCAAAAGUGAAUUUUACAUUUAUCAGAGAUCAAUGGGCAAACUGUGGUGAUGUUCGAGGAGCAAUGGAAAAGGUGUUAUUCGUGAAACAAAAUGGAUAUGGUGGUGCAUUUUCGUGGGCGUUACACUUAGACGAUCCAACAGAUAUCUGUCAACACGGAAUGACAUUUCCUAUUCAUCGAACUGUAGCACAGUAUUUAUUACCAGUUAAUAACUAUGCUCGUUCUAUUAUAAUUGAUGAUGACACUGUUGAUCAAGAGUGGUAUAUGAAUGAGUUAAUCGAUGAAGAUGACGUACGCUUAAAAUCAAAAUUAGCUGAAUAUCGUCAUCGUACAGAACAUUCACAUUAUUUGAAUCUAAUUAAAUUAUCUUUAAAAUCAAAUACUUCUCGUGCAUAUUGUGAAUUUUGUCAACUCAUUGUACCCGUAGCGCGUGUAUUGAUCGAACGAAAUCAAAGUCAACAUAUUGAAAAUGUUGUUAUUGGAUUUUGUAAAGAAUUCAAAUUAAUCGAUGAGCCGGUAUGCAUUGGUGCAGUUCAUGAAUACAAGGAUGCUGUAAUAGAGGUUGUUGGAUCAAGUAAAUUAACCAGCAAACAAUUAUGUGCAUUGGCGUUUGACUGCGAGAAACAAUCACAAGUACCGGUAUUGAAUUGGAAUGUGACUUUUCCAGAUGUACCAAAACCGCCUGCAUCGCCACCACAGCCGCCACCGGUAUGUAAUAUCCAUAUUGAUUUUUCUUAUCAACCGGGAAGUAUGGCUGAUUGUCCUCAACCACUAUGUUGCCGAUAUGGUACACCAGCUCCUGGUCAUAUUGGUGCUGGUUUUUGGGGAGAUUUUAGAAAUUGUGAUUUACCCUUAUGGACUGCUGAAAAAAUAUUGGAAUAUAUUGUAGAAAUCGAAGAGUUUGAUAUUAUUUAUUAUACGGGAGAUUUGCCACCUCAUAACGUAUGGAAUCAAUCUCGUGCAGAUCAAUUAUAUUCAAUUGCUACUAUAACGAGUUUACUAAAGAAAUAUUUUCCAAAUAAAAUGUUUUAUCCAGCAAUUGGAAAUCAUGAAGCAGCUCCAUGUAAUUUAUUUCCAACACCAUUGAUAAAAUCUGAUAAUAUCUCAUGGUUAUACACAUCAUUGGCUGAUCACUGGAUUCAACUUGGAUUAUCAGAAGAGACAAGAUCGAGUAUAUUAUAUGGAGCAUUUUAUACAACACUCGUUCGUAAACGUUUGAGAUUAAUAUCAUUAAAUAUGAAUUAUUGUUCAUCAGAAAAUUAUUGGCUAUUCAUAAAUUCUACCGAUCCAUUAGAUCAAUUACAAUGGUUCGUCAGUUGGCUACAAUAUGCGGAAGACCAUAAUGAAAAAGUUCAUAUAAUAGCUCAUCAUCCACCAAGAUCAUGUUUAGCAUCGUUUAGUUGGAAUUUUUACAAAAUCAUCAAUCGAUAUGAAAAUACCAUAUCCGGUCAGUUUUAUGGUCAUACACACAACGAUGAAAUUAUCAUGUUUUAUGAUGAAAUCGAUAAAAUACGUCCAGUUUCAAUGGCUUAUGUGACACCAUCAUUAACAACAUUUUCGUUUUUAAAUCCUGGUUAUCGUAUAUAUACAGCUGAUGGUGACCAUGUAAACAGUACCUUUUGGAUAUUAGAUCAUCGUACGGUUAUAAUGAAUUUGACAGCAACAAAUUUAUUUAAUAAAACAAUGUUUAUUGAUGAGUAUUCAGUUAAAAAUGCCUAUCAAAUGGAUUAUCUAUUUCCAAAUGAUUGGAAUGAUUUGAUUAAUCGUUUAUUAACUAAUAUUGAUGGUGAUUUAAUGGGUUUAGUAUAUCAGUACUAUACAAAGUCAUUUGCGAAUGGUACAGCUUGCGAUAUAAAUUGUCGUCGAGGACUAUUAUGUGAUUUCCAAACGGCUCGAUCUGAUAUACCAUGUCCCAAUUUAUUCCAUUUGUCUUAA
Didymodactylos carnosus is the source of this 2571-nucleotide messenger RNA. NCBI's taxonomy places the organism in Eukaryota, Metazoa, Rotifera, Eurotatoria, Philodinida, Philodinidae. The record is from the annotation of a GenBank genome assembly.